Messenger RNA from Penicillium atrosanguineum, 2241 nucleotides. RefSeq names its product bifunctional catalase-peroxidase Cat2 (gene cat2). Gene Ontology annotation, molecular function: heme binding; catalase activity. The transcript has a single exon. Gene Ontology annotation, biological process: cellular response to hydrogen peroxide; hydrogen peroxide catabolic process. The record is from RefSeq and is a predicted model, not a curated record. The coding region runs from base 1 to 2241 and encodes 746 amino acids. NCBI's taxonomy places the organism in Eukaryota, Fungi, Ascomycota, Eurotiomycetes, Eurotiales, Aspergillaceae. Gene Ontology annotation, cellular component: cytosol.
AUGAGUGGAUGUCCCGUUCACAACACCUCGGCCAACGUGGCCGGUGGUGGUACUCGCAACCGCGACUGGUGGCCCAAUGCCAUCAAGCUCAACAUUUUGCGCCAGCACACCGAGGCUACCAACCCCAUGAGCAAGGACUUCGACUAUGCCUCUGCCUUCAAGAGCCUUGACUACUAUGCCCUGAAGAAGGAUCUGAAUGACCUGAUGACCGACUCCAAGGACUUCUGGCCGGCUGAUUUCGGCCACUACGGCGGUCUGUUUAUCCGUAUGGCGUGGCACAGCGCGGGUACUUACCGUGUCUUCGACGGCCGUGGCGGUGGUGGUCAGGGUCAGCAGCGAUUUGCUCCCCUCAACAGCUGGCCUGACAAUGUCAGUCUUGACAAGGCCCGCCGCCUGUUGUGGCCCAUUAAGCAGAAGUACGGUGACAAGAUCUCCUGGGCUGAUCUGCUCCUCUUGACCGGUAAUGUUGCUCUUGAGUCCAUGGGUUUCAAGACCUUCGGCUUUGCCGGUGGUCGCCCUGACACCUGGGAGGCCGAUGAGUCCGUCUACUGGGGUGGCGAGACCGAGUGGUUCGGCAACAAUGUCCGUUACCUGCCCGAGGCCAAGGAGCACGAGGCCAAGCAGAGCGAUAUCAAGACUCGCGAUCUGGAGGACCCCUUGGCUGCCGUCGUUAUGGGUCUGAUCUACGUCAACCCCGAGGGUCCCAACGGUGUUCCUGACCCCGUUGCUGCUGCCCGUGAUAUUCGUGUCACCUUCGGCCGCAUGGCCAUGAACGACGAGGAGACCGUUGCCCUGAUUGCCGGUGGUCACACCUUCGGCAAGACCCACGGUGCUGCCCCAGCUGACAAUGUUGGUGCCGAGCCUGAGGGAGCCGGUCUCGAGCAGCAAGGACUUGGCUGGACCAACAAGCACCAGUCGGGCAAGGGCCCUCACGCCAUUACCUCCGGUCUGGAGGUCACCUGGACUAAGACUCCCACAAAGUGGAGCAACCAGUUCCUUGAGUACCUCUUCAAGUACGACUGGGAGCUGACCAAAUCCCCCGCCGGUGCCAACCAGUGGACUGCUAAGAACGCCGACGACAUCAUCCCUGAUGCCCAUGACCCCAGCAAGAAGCAGAAGCCUCGCAUGUUGACCACUGAUCUAUCUCUGCGCUUCGACCCCACCUACGAGAAGAUCUCCCGCCGAUUCCUCGCUAACCCCGAUCAGCUCGCCGAUGCGUUCUCCCGUGCCUGGUUCAAGCUGUUGCACCGUGACAUGGGUCCUCGCGUCCGCUGGCUCGGCCCUGAGGUUCCCAAGGAGGUUCUUCUGUGGGAGGACCCCGUCCCCGCCCUUAGCCACCCUCUGAUCAAUCACGAGGAUGCUGCUGAGCUGAAGCGCGAUAUUUUGGCUUCUGGCGUUGAGCCCUCUAAGUUUAUUGCUACUGCUUGGGCCUCUGCCUCUACCUUCCGUGGUGGUGACAAGCGGGGAGGUGCCAACGGUGCUCGCAUCCGCCUCGAGCCCCAGAGCAAGUGGGAGGUCAACAACCCCACCCAGCUUCAAGAGGUUCUGAAGGUCCUGGAGGAUGUCCAGCGCCGAUACAACUCCUCCCAGACCGGAAACAAGCGUGUGUCGCUGGCCGACCUCAUCGUUCUGGCCGGCUGCGCCGCCCUGGAGAAGGCCGCCGGUACCCCCGUUCCCUUCACUCCCGGCCGCACCGAUGCUACUCAGGAGCAGACCGACGCCGAGUCCUUCAGCUACCUCGAGCCCUACGCUGACGGCUUCCGCAACUACGGUACAUCCAGCAAGCGUGUCCGCAGCGAGCAGUUCCUGGUCGACCGCGCCCAGCUGCUGACCCUCUCUGCUCCCGAGAUGACCGUCCUGGUCGGUGGUCUCCGCACCCUAAACGCCAACUGGGACCGCUCCAACGUCGGUGUCUUGACCCAGCGCCCCGGUCAGCUCACCAACGAUUUCUUCGUCAACCUUUUGGACAUGAACACCGACUGGAAGCCCACCGACGACAGCAACGAGUACUUCGAUGGUGUCGACCACAAGACCGGCGCCAAGAAGUGGUCCGCUUCUCGCGUGGAUCUGAUCUUCGGUCACCACUCCGAGCUCCGUGCUCUUGCUGAGCUCUACGGUAGCUCCGACGGCCAGUCAAAGUUCGUACGUGACUUCGUUGCCGCUUGGGACAAGGUUAUGAACCUUGACCGCUUCGACGUGACCUACUCAUCCGUCGUCGGCCGCCCUGCUCCCCGUCUGUAA